UUUCUGGACUUUUUGGUUUUAUUUUUUUGUUUAUUUUCCCACUUUCCCGCCUCUCGCGUGUUUCCCACCCUCCCGAUCCAACCUCAAUCAAUCUAUCCAUCCAUCCAUGAUUUGCAUUUGGUCAUUUUUUUGUUCUUCGUUCGUUCGUUCGUUCGUUUCUUCUUCUGUUCUCUGUAAUGUUUUUAACCUCUCAUCUCUUCACGUUUUGCGACAUUGGACAACGGCAACUUGGUCGUACGCACCACCACCACCACCACCAACACUACCACAUACGCAUACUACAUACAUACAAUCCAUCCAUACAUAUAACUUAUACCUGACACAUCUACCUAUCUUACUUACCGGCAGUAGUAGUACCGAGCCACCACCCUCUCCUGCGUACGGUACGUACGCCUACAUCCUGUUCUCAUCUAUACCAUGUCAUAUCGCACUCUGCCAUAUCGUAAUAUACAAAUACCAUAUCUCUGGCAAUAUACCAUAUUCCAUAUUCCAUACGCCAUAUGUAGGAGGCUUGCAACGCUGCCAGCAGCAUGCUACGAGAGAUGAUCUGGGGGACCACGUAUCGUGUAACCCACGCGCACGCCGCGCCCCGGCCAAAAAAACAAAAUCCCAGUCCUCCCUUCCUCUUCGUAGCUAUCUAACGUAGCCAUCUAUCUGCCUACCUACCUACCUACCUAUCUGUCCGUCUCUCUGUGGUCUAUCUACCUAUCUACUUGUCCCCUUCCCUCCUCCCUUUUAGUUCUAGGCCGGGCCCAAAAGGCCUUUUUUCACCCGGCGAUCGAGAUCUGUGCGAGCCUGCUUCCUCCCAGGCCCCCCCGUUCUUUGUCCGACGUCGUGACACACUUUUUCUUCUUCUUUUGGUGGUUUUCCCCAUGU
This is a messenger RNA of Daldinia caldariorum, 876 nucleotides long. RefSeq lists its product as uncharacterized. The record is from RefSeq and is a predicted model, not a curated record. The coding region runs from base 107 to 646 and encodes 179 amino acids. Lineage: Eukaryota; Fungi; Ascomycota; Sordariomycetes; Xylariales; Hypoxylaceae. The transcript has a single exon.